Capsaspora owczarzaki ATCC 30864 is the source of this 1329-nucleotide messenger RNA. RefSeq names its product adenosine deaminase. Gene Ontology annotation, molecular function: adenosine deaminase activity. The record is from RefSeq and is a predicted model, not a curated record. Gene Ontology annotation, biological process: inosine biosynthetic process; hypoxanthine salvage; adenosine catabolic process. The transcript has 7 exons. NCBI's taxonomy places the organism in Eukaryota, Filasterea, Ministeriida, Capsasporidae. Gene Ontology annotation, cellular component: external side of plasma membrane; cytosol. Bases 56 to 1114 code for a protein of 352 amino acids.
AUUAUUUUAGUGGUUGCUCAGUCCUAUUUUUUUUUUUAAUUCCAUUCAAUCCACAAUGACUGGAGGCGUAACUCUGGUGAACAUUCUGAACAAGCUCCGUGCGUCCGGCUCAAAGCGCGCGACUCUCGUUGAGCUCCAUUGCCAUAUGGAUGGAUCGCUGCGGACAUCCACGAUUCUCGACGUUGCGCAGCGUCGCGGCAUUGCGCUUCCCGCGUCGACCGUCGACGAGCUGCACAAGUACGUGACUGUCGCGCACGACUGCACGUCGCUGACGUCGUUCCUGAGCACCUUUGGCGUCUUCAUCCCAGUCAUCCGAGGUGACGCCGAGGCCAUUGAGCGCAUGGCUUACGAACUGUGCCAGGAUCAGGCCGCGCGGGGCGUCUGCUACUUUGAAGCACGCUAUGCGCCGCAGUUGCUCAAUGACGCGACAUUGUCGAUCGAGCAGGUCAUCGAGGCGGCCUGCAGAGGCCUCCAGCGAGGAAUCGCAGACUUUAACAUCUAUGCCAAGUUCAUUCUGUGCUGCAUGCGCCACAUGCCCGAAACUUCACUGCAGGUUGCGCACCUUGCCGCAAAGUAUCGAUCGUCAGGUGUGGUUGGAAUUGAUCUUGCCGGUGACGAGGCCCACUUUCCGGCAUUGCCGCAUGCUCCUGCCUUCCAAUUCGCCAAAGAGCAGUCCAUUCGCCGAACUGUGCAUGCUGGCGAGGCUGGCCCUGCUGCAAACGUUUCUGAGGCCCUCGAUGUCCUUCAUGCUGAGCGCAUUGGCCAUGGCUAUCACAUUAUCGACGACCAGCAAGUGUACGAACGCGUCAAGCGAGACCUCGUCCACUUGGAAUGCUGCUUGACCUCCAGUCUGCAGACUGGUGCAGUUGCGUCAGCCCAAAACCACCCCAUCGUCAAGUUUGAGGCAGACCGCCUCAACUUUUCUCUGAACAGUGACGAUCCAGCCGUGUGCCGCACCAACGUUCGCGAGGAACAUGAGCUGGCUGUAUCCGAGUUUCACCUUGCCCCCUCUGCUCUCCAGCGCGCGACACUCAAUGCUGCCGAAGCGACCUUCCUCGACUCUGACGACAAGGCGCUGCUGCGCGACUACCUCUCUGAAGUGUACUCCUCCUAGAUUGAACUCGAACGGAUCCAUUCAUUUUAGCAUCAUCGUCCUGUUGCUUGCUCAACUCGUUGCUGUUGCUGCUGUUGUUGCUUGUCUGCUCACCCCCACGAUUACAACGACGCUUUUGACUCUGUCACUUGAUUGCUAAGAGUUGCCGCCUUCGUCGGUUUUGUCAUUCUCAGUCGAAACCUGUCAAAUUCAUUUUUAGCCGCGUCUUCCUCUUC